Ilex paraguariensis (yerba mate) is the source of this 3298-nucleotide messenger RNA. NCBI's taxonomy places the organism in Eukaryota, Viridiplantae, Streptophyta, Magnoliopsida, Aquifoliales, Aquifoliaceae. The record is from the annotation of a GenBank genome assembly.
CUCUAAGCCAUACAGGAAUCUGGCAACAGUUCCGCACCUUGACCAAAAAGCCUCAUAAUUUCAUGUGAAAUGUAAGUUCCACUCUUCCACUAUGCACCUCUUUUUUUGACAUGAGUUUCAUUUAUUGGUUGACCUUUUUCAACAAGCGUGUUGUGUGUAACCCAACUUCCACAUUGCUUUUGGUUCUCCUGUUCAUGGCUCUUCUUUGGGUCACCUUGGAUGACUACUUAAGCUUCUGUAUAGGGUCAAAUUGACGUUUUCCAUAUAACAAACCAUAUGUUCAAAAAAAAUAUAUACCAAACCAUGAAUCUGUUCUGGGUCUUGGUGUUAAUGGUUUUGUACAAUGGGUAUUUAUCAAAUGGGCUCAAUAGAAAUGCUUCUACAAGGCCUGACGUUGUGAACAUUGGAUCUAUAUUCACUUUUGAUUCUACAAUUGGCAAAGUUGCAAAAGUUGCUGUAGAAGCUGCAAUUGAAGAUGUGAAUUCCACUCCAGCCGUUCUCGGUGGAACCAAGCUGAAACUUACCAUGCUUGACUCCAAUUUUAGUGGAUUUAUGGGAAUCGUUGAGGCUUUAAGGUUUAUGGAGACUGAUACUGUGGCCAUAAUUGGCCCCCAAACAUCCGUCACAGCUCAUGUGAUCUCCCAUGUCGCAAAUGAACUCCAAGUACCUCUGUUAUCAUUUGCAGCUACAGACCCAACUCUGGCUUCUCUUCAGUACCCAUUCUUUGUGAGGACAACACAAAAUGAUCUGUUUCAGAUGGCUGCAAUAGCAGAAAUUGUUGAGUACUAUGAAUGGAGAGAAGUAAUUGCAAUCUAUGUGGAUGAUGAUCAUGGGAGGAAUGGGAUAGCUGCAUUAGGUGAUCAAUUAGCUGCAAGACGCUGUUCAAUCUCUUAUAAAGCACCCUUGGACGCUGUACCAAGCAAAGACAACAUCAGAGAUGUCUUGGUUCAGGUGGCUUUAAUGGAGUCUCGGAUUCUUGUUGUCCACACUUAUGCUGGUAGGGGUCUAGAUGUACUUUCGGAGGCACAAUAUCUUAAUAUGAUGGAUAGUGGAUAUGUCUGGAUCACUACAAAUUGGCUCUCUACAAUUUUGGAUACCGAUGCUCCCCUUCCUCCACAGGUAAUCAAUAACAUUCAAGGUGUUAUCACGCUUCAAAUGUACACACCAGAUUCAGAGCUCAAGGCAAACUUCAUCUCUAGAUGGAGCAACUUGACGAGUAAAGAGAUGGAUCGUGGUCCUAUUGGGUUGAAUACUUAUGGACUAUAUGCUUACGACACUGUUUGGCUGCUUGCUCAUGCAAUUGAUGCAUUUUUCCAUCGGGGAGGAAAUAUUUCAUUUUCUAAUUAUUCAAGAUUAAGUGAACUACAGGGAGGGAGCUUGCAUCUUGAUGCUAUGAGCAUCUUUAAUGGUGGGAAUUUAUUGCUCGACAGUAUUUUACAAGUCAAUAUGACGGGUGUAAUAGGACCAUUAAAAUUUACUUCAGAUAGGAACCUCUUCCGUCCUGCAUAUGAAAUUAUUAACGUAAUUGGCACAGGAGUUAGGAGGGUCGGUUAUUGGUCUAAUUACUCCGGUUUAUCAGUUGUGCCUCCAGAAGCGCUUUACAUGAAGCCGCCUAAUCAUUCCAGUUCAAAUCAACGACUAUACGGUGUAAUCUGGCCUGGACAAACAACACAGAAACCUCGAGGGUGGGUUUUCCCACACAAUGGCAGGCAAUUGAGAAUUGGAGUUCCAAAUCGUGCUAGCUUUCGUGAAUUUGUUGGAGAAAUAUCAGGCACAGAUAUGUUCAAAGGGUAUUGCAUCGAUGUCUUUACAGCUGCCAUAAACUUGUUGCCAUAUGCAGUGCCCUAUAAAUUAAUUCCCUUUGGGGAUGGUCGUGAUAACCCUAGUUGCACUGAGCUUGUGCGCUUGAUAACAGCUGGCGUUUAUGAUGCUGCAAUAGGUGACAUUGCAAUCAUCACUAACCGAACAAGGAUGGUGGAUUUCACUCAGCCGUAUAUUGAGUCCGGGCUAGUUGUUGUAGCACCAGUUAGAAAGUUGAAUUCUAAUGCUUGGGCUUUUCUGAAGCCAUUUUCUCGUAUGAUGUGGGGUGUCACAGGAUUGUUUUUCCUGAUUGUGGGGGCUGUAGUUUGGAUUUUGGAACAUAGACUGAAUGACGAUUUUCGUGGCCCUCCCAGGAAACAAAUUGUCACUAUCCUCUGGUUUAGCUUUUCAACAUGGUUUUUUGCCCAUAGAGAAAAUACAGUUAGCACCCUUGGUCGCCUGGUCCUUAUACUAUGGCUAUUUGUGGUUCUAAUAAUCAACUCCAGUUACACUGCAAGCCUUACCUCGAUCCUUACAGUACAGCAGCUUUCUUCACCAAUAAAAGGGAUUGAAAGUUUAUUAACGGGCAGUGACCCCAUAGGUUACCAACAGGGUUCCUUUGCUCGUAACUAUCUGACUGAAGAACUGGGCAUUCAUGAGUCUAGACUCAUUCCUCUUAAAUUGCCAGAAGACUAUGCCAAAGCCUUAACAGAUGGGCCUAACAAUGGUGGUGUUGCUGCAGUGGUGGAUGAACGUGCAUAUAUAGAACUCUUCCUCUCGAGCCGCUGUGAAUUCUGUAUUGUUGGUCGAGAGUUCACCAAGAAUGGAUGGGGAUUUGCCUUUCCACGAGACUCUCCUCUAGCAUUUGACAUGUCGACAGCCAUUCUGAAACUCUCAGAGAAUGGGGAACUCCAAAGAAUCCAUGACAAAUGGCUGAUGAGAAGUGCCUGUAGUUCUCAAGGUACAAAGCUUGAAGUGGACCGGCUUCAGCUGAGGAGCUUCUCAGGCCUCUUUUUCAUAUGUGGAUUAGCAUGCUUGGUUGCUCUUCUUGUAUAUUUCAUGCACAUGGUAUGCCAGUUUAGCAGAUAUUACUCUCAAGAAUCUGAGUCCUCUGGUCCAAGCUCAAGAUCAGCACGACUACACACAUUUCUGUCAUUUGUCAAUGAAAGGGAACUAGUAAAAACCCAAUCCAAGCGAAGGCAAAUGGAGAUGGCUUCAAAUAGAGUUAUUGAAGAAGAUGAAUCAAUAAAUGGUUCCAAGAAAAUCCGCACAGAAAUGGUUUCAAACAGGAAGUGUUAGUUUUGAAUGUGCUACUUGAUUAGUUUCAUCCUGCUGCAAGUUAUAUACUGUACCAUAUGGGAGUUUCCUUAUGGUCUCAUCAUUUGCUUUUGUAAUAUGGUAAUUGUAACUCUGCUGGCCAUCUUAACCAGGCAUUUUAUGCACAUAUGUCAAGUUUCCAUAACCACAAUCCGCUGAUCAUUUGAAUGUCAAUCUUGUG